Molecule: messenger RNA, 2775 nt
Organism: Lucilia sericata (common green bottle fly)
Lineage: Eukaryota; Metazoa; Arthropoda; Insecta; Diptera; Calliphoridae
Gene: Pak
Product: serine/threonine-protein kinase PAK 1
Exons: 8
Coding region: 507-2690 (727 amino acids)
Biological process (GO): protein phosphorylation; intracellular signal transduction; regulation of axonogenesis
Cellular component (GO): cytoplasm
Molecular function (GO): protein serine/threonine kinase activity; ATP binding
Source: RefSeq, a predicted model, not a curated record
GCCGCCGUCGUCGUUAAUAUUUGUCGGCGCAGGGCUCUUCAGCAUGCACUUUUUUUCGUAUUGUACGCGGAUUUGUCAAACGAGAAUUAUUGACAAAAAAGUGAAUUAAUUAUUAGUUAAUUAAAUAUAAAUUAUUUAACAAAGUAUUAAAAAGGUAUUAAUAAAAAUAUAAUUAAAGAAAUUGUCAUUUAAAGAAUAAAUUGUGUAGUUAAUAAAGGAAAUUUAACAAAAAAAAAAAAAAAAAUUCCUAGAGCAAACGCCAUUAAAGAAUAGAAGAAAAAGCAAAAAAAGUGCAUGAAGUGUGGAAAAAUCGGUGAAGAAAAAAACGAAUAUGAUUAACUAGAAUUACAAAGAAGUAAAAAUUAAAGUUUUUUUUUAUAAAUAUUUAAAAUAGUUUAAUAGAGAACAAAAGUUAUAAUCAUUGUAAAUAAAAGUGUUUUAAAUAAAAGAAAGCUUCAAUAUAUUUAAUAUUAAACACUAUACUACCACCAUACAAUAUACGCAAAAUGUCCAGUGAAGAGGAUAAACCGCCAGCUCCACCUGUGCGCCUGACUAGUAAUCGUGGCGGUGAUCGUGUUGGUGGUAGUUUGGGCUCAGUAACAGGUUCUGGUGAUGGUCCACCUGUGGAUAUGCGGCCUUUACCUAAAGAACCCGAUGAUCCUGAUCGUAAAAAGAAAACCUUAAAAAAUAAAAUAAAAGGUUCUAAACCGUCACAUCAAGAUUCUAAACCCAAUAUUUCAUAUCCUACUAAUUUUGAGCAUACUGUUCAUGUAGGUUUCGAUGCUGUUACGGGAGAAUUUACGGGUAUGCCAGAGGCCUGGGCACGUUUGCUUAUGAAUUCAAACAUAAGCAAACAAGAGCAAAAGAAAAAUCCUCAAGCUGUUUUAGAUGUGCUCAAAUGGUUUGACAAUACAACCAAACAGAGGCCAAGUUCCAAAUACAUGACAAAUGCCAUAACAACACAUUCGGGUUCUUCUUUAAGUCGUGUUAGCAGCAGUAGUCCCAGCAGUACACCUACCGAUUCCGAGUUACACGGCUCCAAUAGCGGUGGCAAUUUAAUUGGUGUCAAUAUUGGCAGUUUAACUAUAGGUGGUGGCUCGAAUUCCAGCAACGUUGGCUUAAAUAACUCAUCUGGUCUAGUAUCUAGUGGUUUAGGCAAUCAUCAACUACAUACACCUCAUCAUCUUCAACAGCAGCAGUCGCAUCAUCAACAUUCUCAUCAUCAUCAGCAACAACAACAACAGCAGCAGCAACAUGGUCAACAUCAUCAGCCUGCUACAAUUAGUCAAUCGCAUUCGUAUAAUUUUGGUGGCAAUACCGCAUCAUCUUCCUCACAACAUUCGUCAGCCAAUGAGGAUGAUAUACUCGGUACACCACAACCACCACCGCCUCCUAUAGCUUCACGUCCCGAACGUACGAAAUCGAUUUAUACACGUCCCAUUGAAGAAGUUGUACAACCUGCUGUAGCUCCUAUAAUACCACCACCAACAGCGGCACCUGCCACCACACCAACAACACCGCAACACAAUAAUGUAGCUCAGCCUCAAUUUAAGACACCAACACAUGUGACCGCCUCAACUUUAGAUAAAAAUAAAAAUAAUGCAAAUUUGUAUGCACACGAUACAAAUACUAAUAAUUUGAAUGCGGUCUCCGCUGCUGGAGCUAAUGCUGCUGCAGCAUCGUCCAAUGCGGCCUCACCUGCUCAAGCGGCUACCACGGGGGCCGCCACCACUACCACGACGCCAGCAACAACUACAACAACACAACAACGAUCGGGCGCUACGAAAAAGAAGAAAAUGUCUGAUGAAGAAAUACUUGAGAAAUUGCGCACCAUUGUCUCGGUGGGUGAUCCAAAUCGUAAAUACACGAAAAUGGAAAAAAUAGGUCAGGGUGCCUCGGGUACCGUUUAUACGGCCAUUGAAUCUUCCACUGGCAUGGAAGUGGCCAUUAAACAAAUGAAUCUGUCGCAGCAACCCAAAAAAGAACUGAUCAUCAAUGAAAUUCUUGUCAUGCGAGAGAAUAAACAUCCAAAUGUUGUCAAUUAUUUGGACAGUUAUUUGGUAUCGGAAGAACUGUGGGUUGUUAUGGAAUAUCUGCCGGGUGGCUCACUGACCGAUGUGGUUACGGAGACGUGUAUGGAUGAGGGUCAAAUAGCGGCCGUGUGUCGUGAAGUGUUACAAGCUUUGGAAUUUUUACACUCCAAUCAGGUCAUACAUCGUGACAUUAAAAGUGAUAAUAUUUUAUUGGGUCUGGAUGGUUCAGUUAAAUUAACUGAUUUCGGUUUUUGUGCUCAAAUAUCACCGGAGCAAUCGAAACGCACAACAAUGGUGGGUACACCAUAUUGGAUGGCACCGGAAGUUGUUACACGUAAACAAUAUGGACCGAAGGUCGAUUUAUGGUCUCUUGGUAUUAUGGCCAUUGAAAUGGUUGAAGGUGAACCUCCUUAUCUUAAUGAAAAUCCAUUGAAAGCCUUGUACCUCAUUGCUACUAAUGGCAAACCUGAGAUUAAAGAAAAAGAAAAACUCUCACCAGUAUUUCAAGAUUUCCUCGAUCAAUGUCUCGAAGUAGAAGUUGAUCGUCGUGCUAGUGCAAUGGAAUUGCUAAAGCAUCCCUUCUUAAAAUUGGCCCGUCCAUUGGCCAGUUUAACUCCGCUUAUUAUGGCGGCUAAAGAGGCCACCAAAAACAACUGAUUAAAGCUACAAAAUCAUUGAUUUAUGUUGAAAUUAUUUUCUUAAGUUGUAUGUUUUAUUUAAAAAAAACAAAACAAACAUAAGA